AUGCAUCCUACUGGACAUCCGACCUCGUGUGUAAACUGUAUCGCUGCUGGAGCAUCCUGUACCUGGGAUAUUGUGGAUUCGCAACUGUUGAGGGAUCAAUACCAGUGCAACCGAUGCGAUCAACACGAGAUCCACUGUGGGGGCGGGCGGGGGCAUCAAAUCAUGGCGCGAUGGAUGGCCGAUGUUCGUCUUUGGAACAACCGAGGAAAUGCACCUUUACCACCUCAACAUACCCCUACUACUCCACCUGUAGCCUCCACAUCCUGUACUAAUCCUCGCAUCAAGACUCCACCUAUCACCACUCCCCCUGAAUCAAUUCACACACCCGACAACACACCUCCUCCAUCUCCUCCUGCUAUUUCUUCAGAAUUUAAUUUUUCCCCACCUAAAACUCAAAAGAACUUCAUCCAUAAAACGAACACUAAAAAUCAAAAUAAAAGACCAAAACUUAAAAAAACUUUUCAAAAUCAACACUUCUUUCCUCGCAAGCCUUCUCCUAUCAUUGUUCCUGAUUCACCAGUUGAUGUUAAACCUAACCUGAACACUACUGUUGAAGAUUUAAUUGAAACACCUCCUGCAUCACCUCUACCUGAAUUUAACCACCCUUUUGUCUCUACUCCCGAAAAAACUGUAAAUCCAACUUCUGCACCGGUUCCUUCAACUUCAAUUCCAAAUGAUUCUUCUUCAACUGAGCCAAGCACAUCCAUCACCUAUCCUUCAAUUACUAGAGACAGAAUUGACGCCUUUGAAGCUGAGUUUAAAAAUCUUUACACAAGUAUAUGGUUUGCUAGAAAUUUAUCACAAGCUGAAGAGUUCAUGCAAGUUGGUGGUAUUCCCAAGAUGAUAAGUCCUCGAGAUCCCACCAUAGCUUUAACUGAAACAAUUUUUAAUCUUCUUUCUUCCCAUUGGAAAAUUUAUACCUCUAAUGUCCAGUUGAAGGGGAGCAUUGGGGAUUCAGCACCAAACACCCUACCUCUCGCAACCCAUAGCCGCCCCUCCGACACGUCCGUCCCAGGCAUGUUUUGUCUUUUGCAUUUUUUUCCUCCUUCCACUUUGAGCAGAGCAAAUUUUUUAUACUCCAAGACCCUCAUCGUACACUGUAUUCCAAACCUCAAUAUCCACCCACACCAAUGGCGGCUUCAACCUUUCUCCUCUUUGUCCUUUUCCAUACAACCAUCUGGCCACCGUGGUCACAUCACAUCGUUCCCACUUUACACCCUACAAGCCCACGUCAUGAAACCUAGCGGCCCCUACAUUGGAUCCAAGUACCAGCGGAUGCACCCGUCCAACCCCCUUCCUUCACCUACGGUGCCAGGCCGUGUUGGCCUGGCUUGUCCCAUGUGCACGGUCAAUAUCUCACUGAUUUACGUAUCAGGGGGUGUUGAUACGGUCAAGGUCAAAUGCCCAACCAGUGAUCAUUAUUACCGAACCUUCAAGCUGAACCAACUUAACCACGAGUUAGCGCGGAUCAACGCCGGCGACAAGUAUCCAAUUCCUUACAAUGCCUUACUCCAUGGGCCACCCGUCAACAUCAAAGGUGAGGUUGUCACCGAGCAAGUCAGUCCCAAGAAUUCACCGCCCAGUGCUUCCCAACGUUCGCAACGAGCCGCCCCAUCCCAACUUUGUGCUCGCCCCCGCGAAGGGCCCACCGCCGAGAAGCACAAAAGCGCGGGUCAUACUGGUUGUACACAGAAAUACUGCAAGGCGUGCUGCCAUGCAUAUGGCCCGCCAGGCAAAUGCUAUGUUCAUCGUAUCGCGCCCGAACCAAAACAGGCUGCCACCUCUACGCCAUCCAAUACCUCGACGACAACCCACGCCCCUUUGCCGACAGCACCCCAGCCAAAACGAGCCCGUAUAAUACCGGAGCAGUGCGCGCAGAGCGUGAGGUACACAGGACACGUGCUGACCGAAGAUCGCGAGCUCGUCCUCUCGAACGCCAAGAAAUUGAAACAGGACAUGUUUAGAAAGGCGUUGGAGCCACGUCUUGACCCGAACAAGGUCGUUAGCUUACAUCUUGUCACUCAGCCCACGACCCCGGUCAUUACGCAGCAUUUUCCCACCUGGCCUACCGUUGCUCUAGACGAAUGUGAGUCACUUUGGCGCGAGGCCAAAGCGGCUGCUGGACUAUCUUGGAAUGGUCACAUCCUUGUCUGGGAUGAACAACUUAAAAACUGGGUUGGUAUUUUUGGUCUUCCUCCGCAUCGACUCCAAAUUGAUCCCUUUUUGGACUGUUCACAGCGGGACAUCGCACUUACUCUGCCUCAUCAGUACCCCCGCACCACCAGAAACCUCGUGCUAUGUCUUCCAAGCCAGCGCAUCACCCUAGCCAAUGACCUUCAAGCCGUGCUCGAAAGAUUCGGUCUAGGCAAACCUUACAUUCCUAAAGCUCCUGUUCAAUUAGCGACUGUUCCCAAAGUUGAACCUGCGUCUCCACCUCCAUUGGCCAAACCCUUUGCAGGAACCUCACAGCAACCGAUUGAGGUCCUCAACUCCAAAACCGAUUCGGAUUUGGACUUGCACGAUUGGCCAGAACUAGACAUCGCACUGACCGUCUCACCUACACUCUCAGGCGAGGCCAGUUCAGACAAUGUGAUCCCCGACUUGUUUCGGCACUUGGACCCCGCUUUAAUGGGCAACAUGGCAGCCCAGAACCUAGAAGCAGACGAAAAGCCAUUCAACUCCAGCAACAAUGCCCCAGUCCUGAACGAUUGGCCCGGCGAAGAUGCCAUGACUUUCACCCUUCUCGCAUGGCAUCUUGCCGUGGGAAUGCCUGCCCCGCGAAAACGCCGUAUACCAUGCUGGAUUGAAUUUUUUGGAACCGAGUAUCAAUUGGAGGAGCAAACCGUUUAUCGCUAUGCGCACUGGGUAGGCAAAGUGACGUAUCCCAGAUUCAAGGCUUGGCUUGACAGCUGGCCUGAAGAGGGUGAGAAAAAUCGCUACAAUAUCACAAUUGUUGAGGCGCGGCGGCAUUUUCAAGCUGAGUUCCUGGUGGUGUCUGGUUUGAAACAACCUGGAGAUCCAACAGCCCCUCGGAAACGGAAAGAGCGACAGGCGCCUCGGCCAUCCAAGAGACGCAGAACGAAGCAAUGA
Molecule: messenger RNA, 3090 nt
Organism: Melampsora larici-populina 98AG31
Lineage: Eukaryota; Fungi; Basidiomycota; Pucciniomycetes; Pucciniales; Melampsoraceae
Exons: 8
Coding region: 1-3090 (1029 amino acids)
Source: RefSeq, a predicted model, not a curated record